Aspergillus heteromorphus CBS 117.55 is the source of this 939-nucleotide messenger RNA. Its product is annotated as C2H2 finger domain protein. Gene Ontology annotation, biological process: regulation of transcription by RNA polymerase II. Lineage: Eukaryota; Fungi; Ascomycota; Eurotiomycetes; Eurotiales; Aspergillaceae. Bases 1 to 939 code for a protein of 312 amino acids. The record is from RefSeq and is a predicted model, not a curated record. The transcript has 4 exons. Gene Ontology annotation, molecular function: DNA-binding transcription factor activity, RNA polymerase II-specific; RNA polymerase II cis-regulatory region sequence-specific DNA binding. Gene Ontology annotation, cellular component: chromatin.
AUGCGUCGAAGCACUACUCAAUCGGAGAUUCCUCUCCCCAUUACCUACACGCCAACCACACACCGCAUUAGCAAGGCAAAGAAGGGCAAGCGCGUGCAUGCCUGCGAGUACCCGGGCUGCAACAAGGUCUUCACAAGAGCAGAGCACCGCAGACGGCAUGAGCUGAACCACAACCCGGAGGCCCUCUAUCGGUGUGCCCACAACAACUGCAAGAAGGCAUUCCACCGUCCCGACCUACUAGCCCGCCACAUGGAGCGACACGAGUUGGAAGCACAGAUGGACCGGACCGCGCAGUGGCAACAGCAGAACCGUGCCCCAAUCAUGCCCGAGCACUAUGUAUCCCACGCCACGCCUAUGACCUCGCACCCGGGACAGUACCUUGCCGUGACCCAACCGCAGAACGCGAUGUCUGUUGGAUCUCUCGUGGCCCCUGCUAUUCACCCUGACCUUACCGGAGACUGUGGCUUGAUGUGGAAUAGCGUGGAAAUGCCAUCUGGACAUCAUACGCCCAUGUACCCUAGCCAUCCUCACAUCCACGAGUCGGUAGAAGACAGCCGGUUCUACGCUACGCCGGAAACGUGCCCGUCCCCUCUUUCAGAUGGUACAUCCCUCUCAGUUCACUCCCACUCCCGUUCAUCCGUCGUCUCGACACCAGUCACAGUCGUUGAGCCGUAUCCCGAGAGCCUCAUGGAACCCGACCUGACAUCCUCGCCAAUGUCCAUGCAGUCGAACAUGCGCUGCUGGGAGCAGCCAGACACCAGCCUGCCGUCGUUGAGCAUGAUGCCCCUUCCUCUUUCGGAAGGUCUGCUCCAACCAACUAUCCACUGCCCUUAUCCAUCUCCCGGCUGGUCAACAACGCAUAGCCUCACUUAUGACGACCAUACUCUUCCGCCUGCGGCAUUUCCACCUGUAAUGGGGUGGAAGCCAUGGGGAAUGUGA